GUCUCCAUUGCUCUGACUAAGUCAACGUGCGAGGUGUCUGUCUGCCUGUCUGUCAGUCCGUGUGCUAGUGUUCUAACCCCCCAAUAAAUACAGUUCUAACCAUCAAAAAUUCAUCUAACCAUCAGCCACCCCCUCAUUUCUUCCAAAAUCCACCGGUAAAAAUAAUCUCCUCCAAACUUGUUAGCCCAUUACCCCACGGAUUAACUCCACUUUUAGUUCAUGCAACAAGUGAAAGCUGAUGUUUCCCCAUCGACUCACGGAAAUAAAAGUUUAGCAGAUUCUCGCUGUUGUCCUUGGUGCAUUGAAAACGACUUGAGUAUUUCCAAAAUGGAGUGAUACUGGCCUGUCUAUUGAAACUCAUCGUUGACCACUCGUACUUUUGAGGUUAAUGGGUUAUUAACCCACAAGACCAUGACUUCCCCUUUGGGAAUAAUCGUGACAAUGAGUGAUAAGAGAUAAUGAACAAAAAAAUAAUCCGAAUAUUUACGUCCAGUUUUUCAUCAUUUUACCCAGUGGAGGCGCCAGGGUCGUUUCAAUCGUUCUCUCACCCCCUCGUACAUCCCCUUCUCACCACCGAUUUUCUCAUGGAUUCGCUGACGAUGGGCUUUUGUCGCAGCACUAGCCAGUCCACAAUCACGUAUCAAGAGCAUCAGCUGUUUUAACCAGACAAUUUUCAAUGCUCAUAUCACAGUGAAACAAUUGAAAGUCACUUAUUCAUUCCGUUGAGGAUGGAAAGGAGAUUCGUGUCAUUAAAUCCAUACAGAGGGUUGGAACACUGAAUGUCAUUCUAACGACAAUGUAAUAAACACUGAGGAUGAUGAAAGAAGGCGAGUCCGUUAGUGGUUGCAAUACCGCUCCUGCCAGAGCGAGAAGAUUUUUCCCGAGAUUUUCAUUGAGAAGUUUGUUGCACUAUCGUCCGGUCCUAGACCAGAGGAUCACUAGGGCAACGAGCACCAGUAACAGGAGCAACAAAGGUAAAGAUGGGAAUGCUGGGAAAACAGUUGAUGUGGAGAAGGGGGAGGCCAGGACGAUCAGUGGAUCCAGCCAUUUGGGGUAUCACAGCGCCGACCUCCACCGGGCCACCAGUAAGGGCUCCGUUCUGUCAACUGCAGGAAAGAGUUGUGAAAAUGGCCUGGUUGAGUGUCCCCUCUGUCUGGCAGAAUUGCCCCUGGAACUAUUUCCAGUAGUUCAGUCUUGUCACCAUCGGAGCUGUUAUGACUGCUUCCAGCAGUAUCUCAGGGUUGAGAUAUCCGAGUCACGUGUCAACAUAGCAUGUCCCGAGUGCGCGGAGCCACUUCAUCCAAACGAUAUUCGGAUGAUCUUGAACGAUCUAGUUCAGCUGGAGAAGUACGAGGAUUUCAUGGUGAGAAGGGUACUAGCUGUCGAGCCAGAUGCUAGGUGGUGUCCAGCCCCCGACUGUUGUUUUGCUGUUAUCGCAAGUGGUUGUGCCUCGUGUCCUAAAUUGAAAUGUGAGAGACCCGGCUGUGACUCUUACUUUUGUUAUCAUUGCAAAGCGCGAUGGCAUCCGAAUCAGACUUGUGAUGCUGCCAGGGCACAGAGGUCUCAGCAUUAUGAUCGCACUUCAUCCCUCAGCUUCAGUCAGAGUGAUUCACAGCACAGGGAUGAUAUCAAACCGUGCCCGAGGUGCCAAGUGCUUAUCGUUAAGAUGGACGAUGGCAGUUGUAAUCACAUGACUUGCGCCGUUUGUGGAGCUGAAUUUUGCUGGCUGUGUAUGAAAGAAAUCAGUGAUCUUCAUUAUCUGAGUCCCUCUGGUUGCACAUUCUGGGGUAAAAAACCAUGGUCGCGAAAGAAAAAAAUCCUCUGGCAACUUGGCACUCUGGUGGGAGCACCAGUUGGCAUUGGCCUUGUCGCUGGAAUUGCAGUUCCUGCCAUGAUAAUAGGUAUUCCUGUCUGGGUCGGUCGCAAGUUGUAUAUACGAUACGAAGAAGAUAAUAAACACAAGAGAAAUGCUCUCAUCGCAGGCGGGGUAACGGCAUCGGUUCUAGUGUCCCCUGUACUCGCCGGACUUGCUGUUGGCAUUGGGGUGCCUAUUCUGUUGUUUUAUGUUUAUGGAGUCGUACCGGUGUCCCUCUGCAGGAGUGGCGGAUGUGGGGUAUCAACUAAUGGGUCUGGAGUCAGAUUUGAGUUUGAUGAUGAGAAUGAACUGAUGGGGGCACUCUCUGGGAGGAAUGUUGGAGAUGCAGCAUCGAUAGACGUUGCAAGUCACCGAGGUGGAAAUCCCUCGAUCGGUGAGGCAUCCCUCUCCCUGGGUAGUGGAAGUCAAUUGGAAAAAUUGGGUCGUGAGAAUGAUCGAGAGAGUGCAAGUAAUGUUGCACUUGCUGGUGCAAGUUUAGCUGGUAGUAUAGCAUCGAGUGUACUACCAAGUGGUCAAAGACUAGAAGUACAAGCCGACGUAACUUCUACUCAGAGAUUCAGUCUUUGCAGUGAAACAGCCUCAGCUGCCACAAGUCUAUCCGAAAAAUCAGUUAAUGCAUCGAUAGCUGCUGAUGAUGGUGGUGCAUCAACACGAGCACUGGCUGGCUCAGUGCUCAAUUUUAAGGUCGACAGUUGCUCGAUAAGUGGAGGGAGAAGUGUCGAUAAUGAGCCGGCUGUUAAUCAAACGACCCCUGUUGAUUCGGCUGGACAGGCUGCCUCGUUGAACUCUUUGGAGGAAAUACAACCUGGACUUGCCAAGAGGACAAGGAGGAAGCCCACACUCGACAGACAGCACAGUGAUUCUAGCAAUUGGACUGGCUGUGGUGAGGAUGGAAUUUCUGAGCGAGUGAGGUUUGAUGAUCAUGUGAGCUUCAUUGAGGCACAUGAGGAACCAGGCAGCUGCAGUAGGACGCAGGGAAGGAGGAAGAGGAAUAAGGAAGGAGAUGCUGAAGGUGAUGUGAUAAGGACUAGAAGUGGCAACGAUGAAGAUAACCCAACAGAAGAUAAUAAUUCCCGUGCAAGGGUGAACGUGGCAGCAUUGAGAAUUGUAUUUUUUCAUAAUUCAUCAUCAGGUGAGAAAAGGCUGCCCGUGAUUGAGGAGCCGGGCUCCUCGACCCAACCAUCAACCGUAGUUCGUAUUUUAACACCAAUGAAUAACAACGAGACAAGUAAAACUCAUGCCGAGGAAGACGAUAAACUUCACUGCUGAAUUUAAAAUAUUGUAAUAAAUAACUGAAGACUGACAAACGCGCAUGUAAACGUAAUUAUCCUAUUAUUAAUUAUAUUAUACACGUAUGGAGUUUAUUGUCAAGAGGUAAUUUGAGGAAGAACCCUUUUGGAGGAUAAAUUUUUAUUAAAAUUUUAGAAUGAAAACAUUGAUAAAUAUUAUUUUUGGCGUUUGGAGAGCAUUUCGGUCCCUGAAUAAUUUCAAUGUUUUAAACGUUGCAUUGAAUCCGGAUAAAUUCAUGAAUUUUUCCUUUAUAUUCACCAUCUCUUCCCUCAGGAUUCAAUGACAGAGACUAAAAAAUCUAAAAAUGAGGAAUUGAAAAGAAAAAAAAAAGCAUAAAUUAAACAAAUGGACAUUAUUUUAUUCAUUUGAAGACUAUUUUUUCUUGAAUAAUUUUAAUAUCUUCAAUAUAUUCCCCUCAAAAAUUUAUAAAUAAAACCCACUAUAAUGUGGAAUUACGAAAAAAAAUGCAAAAUAAAAAAUCAUCUUUCGAUGUGAAAAAAAAAUGCGCUUGAUUGCACAGUGUACAUUGGAAUGAGGGUACACCCUAAAUAAAUGAAAAUAGCUGAAGCGCUCUGUGUAUAAAUAUAAAUGCUUUACAUGGUAUAUACGGAAAAUUUGAUCCGUUCGACGUCAAUGAAUCCGUGUCUAAUAAUGAAAAAAAAACCGAUGAAUCAUUGAAGAAGACGUAGGCUAAGUGACAUUUUUUUGAGACAAACAUUUGAAUGAGUUCGAUGAUUAAUUAAAUUAAUCACAUGUAUUUAUCAACGAAUAACGAGUACAUGAAAUGCGUGCGUUUACACAUUAUGUCCAAGAGCAGCAUUUUUAAAUCCUUCCUCAAAAGCUUCCAAGUUGGAGUGAGUGAGACACGAGUGACGAUUACCUUCGAUGAACAGUAGAAAUUAGGCUUAAAGAAUUUUUCUUUCUUUUUUUUUUCAGGGUAAUACUGAUAGGGGGAAGGGGGAAUGAGAAUAAAACAGUACUGAUCUUGCUCAAUACCGAUUGAGAAACAGGGUGAAGAGAUGUAGCUGAAAGUUGUGAGAAAAAAGUAUUUCAAGGAGAUCCUAGGGGCAUCUAAAAAAUUAAUAAAUAGUUAACGUUAAAGUUAUGGGUAAGAGUGGACGAGGAAAAUUAAAGUUUGUUUUUUACGUCAUUUUAAAGCACUCUUUAUUGUACAACCACUCUUUUUUCAACGAUAGGAUAGAAAAAUGUACGGAUUUAAGGAGUGAGCAUUAACUUUGAUUUUUUUAUUAUAUACUAAACAACUUUAUUCGUCGACUAAUUGAAAGUACUUUUUUCCCCUCUGUCAGCACUUUAUACGUAAAUUUGGAUUAAAAUUCACCGAAUAUUUGUACGAUGUCAAUUCUUCGACGGAUCUCCUUAAAAUUAUUGGUAAUCCCAAUUUAGAAUUUACACGAUGCCAAACGAUUUUAAAUUACAUUUUUGAUACAAUUUAUUGUUUAUUGAUCCCACGAUGAGAAAAAUUGUUAAUUGAUUUUCUGUUUACUGCUCUUGCAUAAAACUGCCAUACACGUUAUGAAUUACCUUUCAGGAAUAUUGUUGUUUAAUUGGGGCUAUGAGUAACGUGAAACAAUUCCAUUCUGGGGAUAAUCCCGAACGAAAAAAAAAAAUUUAGGCAUUGGGUUUAUUGAAUUUUCUUGUACGACGUUCUCCGCCAAAUGGGAGAUAUUCAGACAAUUGGAAAUCAACAUUUGGUGAUGUUGUUGAGCCUAAACGUUAACUUACUGUCAUCGUUGAGAGCUCUGAACUAGAUAUUUAGUGGGUGGAGAGGGGGGAAGUUGGAUAAUAUAACUUUUUUCCUGUUGAUAGGGUGAAUGAAUUCACACGAUUAAAAUAUGAAAUUUGUAUUACAGCAUAGAAUAUGGGAUAUUAAUAAAGAUAUUUAAGUGAAA
Diachasmimorpha longicaudata is the source of this 5076-nucleotide messenger RNA. Its product is annotated as E3 ubiquitin-protein ligase RNF19A-like. Gene Ontology annotation, cellular component: ubiquitin ligase complex; cytoplasm. Gene Ontology annotation, biological process: protein polyubiquitination; ubiquitin-dependent protein catabolic process; positive regulation of proteasomal ubiquitin-dependent protein catabolic process. NCBI's taxonomy places the organism in Eukaryota, Metazoa, Arthropoda, Insecta, Hymenoptera, Braconidae. Bases 815 to 3145 code for a protein of 776 amino acids. The record is from RefSeq and is a predicted model, not a curated record. Gene Ontology annotation, molecular function: ubiquitin protein ligase activity; ubiquitin conjugating enzyme binding; zinc ion binding. The transcript has 12 exons.